This is a messenger RNA of Lodderomyces theae, 1632 nucleotides long. Its product is annotated as sugar porter family MFS transporter. Gene Ontology annotation, biological process: carbohydrate transport; transmembrane transport. NCBI's taxonomy places the organism in Eukaryota, Fungi, Ascomycota, Pichiomycetes, Serinales, Debaryomycetaceae. Bases 1 to 1632 code for a protein of 543 amino acids. The transcript has a single exon. Gene Ontology annotation, molecular function: carbohydrate:proton symporter activity. Gene Ontology annotation, cellular component: membrane. The record is from RefSeq and is a predicted model, not a curated record.
AUGUCAGCCAAAAUAGAAACUAUAUUUUCAGGUCCCGCUUUGAGAGUGAAUGAAGCUUUGGAUCACUUGCCAAAGAUCUACAAUGUUUAUUUCAUCGCCAGUAUUUCCACCAUUGCUGGUAUGAUGUUUGGUUUUGAUAUUUCAUCAAUGUCGGCAUUUAUAGGAACAGAUUCCUACUUGAAUUAUUUCCAUUCACCUAGCUCCACCAUACAGGGGUUCAUUACAUCAUCUAUGGCCUUGGGUUCAUUCUUUGGUUCCAUCUUCUCCACCUUUGUUUCUGAACCUUUUGGAAGAAGAUUAUCACUCUUGACCUGUUCAUUCUUUUGGAUUGUUGGUGCAGCCAUUCAAUCGUCGUCGCAAAAUAGGGCUCAGUUAAUCAUAGGGAGAAUUAUUUCUGGCGUUGGAAUCGGAUUUGGAUCCUCGGUUGCUCCAAUCUAUGGUUCUGAGUUGGCACCUAGAAAGAUUAGAGGUUUGAUUGGUGGUUUCUUCCAAUUUGCUGUCACCUUGGGUAUAUUAAUCAUGUACUUUAUUUCAUACGGAUUGGGCAAAAUCAAUGGUGUUGCCAGUUUCAGAAUUGCUUGGGCUUUACAGAUUGUUCCUGGUUUAUGUUUGUUUUUGGGUUGCUUCAUCAUCCCCGAGUCACCACGUUGGUUGGCUAAACAAGGUAAAUGGGAACAAGCUGAAUUUAUUGUUUCCAAAAUCCAAGCCCACGGAAACAGAGAAGACCCAGAGGUUUUGAUUGAAAUUUCGGAAAUCAAGGAUCAAUUGUUGAUUGAAGAGGCAGCCAAGAAUGUUGGAUAUGCAACCUUGUUUAGAAAGAAGUACAUUAUGAGAACUUUUACUGCUGUUUUUGCUCAAAUUUGGCAACAAUUGACUGGUAUGAAUGUUAUGAUGUAUUACAUUGUCUAUAUAUUCCAAAUGGCUGGUAAAUCAGGCAACGCCAACUUGGUUGCUUCAUCAAUCCAGUACGUAUUGAACGUGGUGUGUACUAUUCCGGGGCUAUUUGUGUUGGACAAGAUCGGAAGAAGGCCAUUGUUGAUUGGCAGUGCAUUAAUGAUGGCUGCUUGGCAAUUUGGAUUGGCCGGUAUCUUGGCAACUUAUGCUGUCCCAUGGACCGAUUCACCUAGCGACUCUGUCACUAUCAAGAUUCCAAAAACACAUAUACCCGCUUCUAAUGGUGCUAUUGCUUGCUCAUACUUGUUUGUGUGUGCGUAUGCAUUUACGUGGGGUGUUGGUAUCUGGGUCUACUGUUCGGAAAUCUGGGGUGACAACAGAAUUUCUCAAAGAGGUAAUGCUGUCUCUACUGCUGCCAAUUGGAUAAUGAAUUUCGCCAUUGCUAUGUACACACCAUCUGGUUUUAAGAAUAUUGAUUGGAGGACUUAUAUUAUUUACGGUGUGUUUUGUGUGGCCAUGGCUACUCACGUAUUUUUCGGAUUCCCAGAAACAAGAGGUAAGAGAUUGGAAGAAAUUGGACAAAUGUGGGAUGAGAAAGUGCCAGCUUGGAGAUCAGCUUCGUGGCAACCAACCGUUCCAUUGGUAUCUGAUGCCGAAUUAGCAAGAAAGUUGAGUGUUGAACACAACGAAGAGAAGAUGUUUGAAGAGGAUUCCAACACUGAUGAUGAAAGGAGAUAG